This is a messenger RNA of Archocentrus centrarchus (flier cichlid), 1693 nucleotides long. It is a transcript of the gene retreg1, whose product is annotated as reticulophagy regulator 1. Gene Ontology annotation, cellular component: endoplasmic reticulum membrane. Bases 113 to 1174 code for a protein of 353 amino acids. The transcript has 7 exons. Gene Ontology annotation, biological process: reticulophagy; negative regulation of neuron apoptotic process. The record is from RefSeq and is a predicted model, not a curated record. NCBI's taxonomy places the organism in Eukaryota, Metazoa, Chordata, Actinopteri, Cichliformes, Cichlidae.
ACCAAAUUCUAGCUGUUUCCUUCUUUCUACCUUGACCAGUUUGUGAUCCAGUUUGUGGCUGGUAGUUUUUGUUGUGUCCUUAAGCCCUCUGAAGGUGCCUGAAGACCUUGAGAUGUCUCCUGAAGACCAUGGGGCAGGACUGAGCUGGGAGAUCAUUGAUUCAGGCCAGGACAGCCGGUCUGGGGUCGGACCUCAGCUCACCGACUCCCUCAGACUCUUCCUCCAAGAGACAUCGGCUUUCAAACAGCAAAACCCGGGCAAGUUUUGCCUGCUGGUUUGCAGUGUGUGCACUUUCUUUGCUGUGUUAGGACGCUACAUUCCAGGGAUCGUUAUCUCAUAUAUUCUAGUGCUGGGUGUUUUCCUCUGGCCUCUGAUUUCAUCUCAUGAGGUCAGUUUAUGGCUGGAGCCAGUUCUGCAGAAGCUGGACUUUGGCAUCGGGGAGUUUUUUCAGAAAAUCAAAGAGAACCAUGAAAAGCGACUCCUGCAGGCUCAGACUGAGAAAGAGGGCAUUGAGUCAGACCUCUCCUCUAUGUUUCCCAAGCUCGACUCCACAGCGUGUAAAGAAAUGUCUGUCUCGGACACAGAGGUGUCUGAUGUUACGUGGACAGACAACGGUACUUUCAACCUGUCAGAGGGACACACACCACAGACUGAGAACUCAGAAGACCUGGACAGAGAAGAAGUGUUCGCCGGUGGCCUCCCUGAAUUCCCUUCGCUUGAUAACGGCACAACCACCAACGGCGACGACGACGAAGACCUCAGCCUCGGCCUUCCUUCACCCCCACCUCGGCUCCAGCAUCCAAUCAAAUCCAAGCAUGAACCUCAAGACCAGCCCGCCAACAAAGCCCUCGAAUUGGUCAACCAGAUGGCAGGCGACGUUAUCACUGCCGCAGUCACAGCCGCCAUCCAGGAGAAAAUAGAAGCGGCGGUCAGCUUCAUGUCACCAAGUGAAGACCCCGAGCGGGCGAGACUCACAGAAUCAAGCAGGCUGCUGGAGUUGGCGGAGGAGUCGGACAGCGAGGUGGAGGACUUUGAGCUGCUGGACCAGUCAGAAUUGGAGCAGUUGGAGGGGGAGCUGGGCCUCGGAGAGGAGAAGGCCAAACCCAAAGAGGAGGUGCAGACCGAUAAGCCUGCCUCUUCUGGCUUCUUCUCCAAACUCCUCAAACGCCACUGAUGGAUGAAAAGUUUGAAAGAGGAGGGUGGAGGGCGGGGGGUGUUUGCAGAGGACAUGUGGAGGGGAGGAAACAGAGCUUCAGUUUAGCUUCUUCCUGUUGAGCAAACAUCUACAUUUCAGAGCUGAUCAGAAAGUGCUGUGUUUUUUAAUUUUUAACUCAAACCAGACCACACCAUAUCAGCCUAAUCAUGGCUGACCAAACUGAUGGCACCUAAAAGGGUUUAUAUAAUUAAUGAAGGACCCACCCACUAUAUGUAUCUCCAGGCCUGUGUUCUAAAAUAUUAGGUCCCCCAUAAAACUAAACUGCAUUCUCAGUACUGUUGCAAUAGAAAAUGCUUUUAAAUUGUCACCAAUACAACAAGGCAAUCAUGCAUUAGGUGAGACAGGACCUCACACUGAUAAUCCAAAAAAUAAAGGUGGAGCUUAGAAUGUAGUUUACAGCGUGGAAACAUGUUUUAACCCAAACUAGGAACUUUAACUGAACCUAACCAGGUAGUUUAAAGCCUAAACUUAACCAAA